CGCAGAAAUCAGAAUCAAAGCAAAAUUAAGAAAAAGUUUUUUUUGCACAUUAUUGUAAAAUAUUUUGUUGUUUUAAAGUACCUACCUAUCUACUCUGUACAGGUAUCGAAAUUAUAUCUAGUGGAUUACAAUAUUGUUUUCUUAAAUACUGUCGAAAGUAAUCAAAAUGGGUGGUAACAUAAUAUAUUUUGAGAACAGGAUUCUACCUAACACUGUUUACAGCAACGUAAUGAAUUUAAAGCAAGAUAUAGCACUGCAGUCUGGUAUAUCAGUAACAGAUCUGUAUGUAACCAUCAACGGUUCGCUCACCAAAGAUGAUCUCGUCUUAGAAAACUGCGAUAAAGUCGUCAGAGUGUUCACCCGACUAGUCGGAGGGAAAGGUGGUUUCGGGUCCAUGCUGCGUGCUAUCGGCGCGCAAAUCGAAAAGACCACUAAUCGAGAGGCCUGUCGUGACCUCUCUGGGCGUCGUCUACGUGACAUCAACGAGGAGAAGAGGCUGCGUAAGUGGUUAGAUGGACAGGAGGACAGGGAGCGCGAGGCAGCAGAGAAAAAACAGAAGAAAUUGGAGAGAUUGUUAGCGGAGCCCAAAAUUCAAGUGAACUUGAGUCCCGAUUAUGAGAAAGAACGUCAGGAACUACCAGAUCGAGUCAGCGCCGCUGUGGAUGCAGGCUGGCAGGCGGCGGGCUCGUCUAAAGAUGCAGUGAAGAGAAAGGCAUCCGACAAAAAACAGGUGAAGGGCAAGAAGAAGGCUAAACUUUGGAUCGAUGCGGAGCUGUCGGAUUGUUCAUCAUUUAGUGAAGACGAGGAGGAGGAGCCUAAGAAAAAUACAGGGCAGGCUGGGUCCACGGACAGCGGCAAUGAAUCCGACCGCGGUUCUGACAGUAACAAGGCUGAAUAAGCUGUACAAUAAACUCUUUUAUUUCUGGACUUAUCACGUUUAUCAAUUAUUGUGUUCAAAGUGUUUUAAUGUAUAAGAGUAAUAAUAAUAUUUAACUUUGUAGUUUGUAUUGACUUCAGUUAGAAAUUAGCAAAUGUAGAUCAAGUUAGUUCACUUACUUUUGAUAUUUUUAAAACUGCAGAAGAAUGUUUAAAAAAAUUCUU
This is a messenger RNA of Aricia agestis (brown argus), 1101 nucleotides long. RefSeq names its product replication stress response regulator SDE2. Bases 167 to 898 code for a protein of 243 amino acids. The transcript has a single exon. Gene Ontology annotation, cellular component: nucleus. The record is from RefSeq and is a predicted model, not a curated record. NCBI's taxonomy places the organism in Eukaryota, Metazoa, Arthropoda, Insecta, Lepidoptera, Lycaenidae.